Messenger RNA from Esox lucius (northern pike), 1756 nucleotides. It is a transcript of the gene allc, whose product is annotated as allantoicase. The record is from RefSeq and is a predicted model, not a curated record. Lineage: Eukaryota; Metazoa; Chordata; Actinopteri; Esociformes; Esocidae. Gene Ontology annotation, biological process: allantoin catabolic process. The transcript is spliced from 11 exons. Gene Ontology annotation, molecular function: allantoicase activity. The coding region runs from base 367 to 1551 and encodes 394 amino acids.
CUUGUUAGAAGAUGUAUAAAUCAUAAACCAUUUGGGUUAACUGCAUCGUUGAAGAACUGAACGACAGAAUUUUCUCAAUGUUUUAAUUUAGUUACUGGUCCAAUUCUAUCAAAACUAAAUGUGGUAACCGUGUUGUAGAAUAGCGCACCACUGAAAUGGCGUCCUCUUUCCUCUCCACCUAUGCCUUUUUGACACAGCAGCACUGCCAAUGACUUCCCAGUCACUGGACUUUGCCCUGGCAGAUUGGCUAUUGAGGAGAAGUCAGCAACAGGAGUAUCUGUUCAGUGGUGGUUAACUGCUUUUGUGUACGAAGCAUAGAACGCUCCAAUCUAUAAGUGUGGAUUAAAUUAGUAUGCAGUGUAAAACAUGGCAGACAGGAAAGCUUUGGAACUGAUCAGUGGUCAACCAGACUUCCUGCAGUUUAAUGACCUGGCUUGUGAGACAGCUGGAGGAAAAGUUAUUUUUGCCACAGAUGAAUGGUUUGCCCCAGCUAGGAAUCUGUUGAAGCAAGAGCCCCCAGAGUUCAUAGCGUCUGCAUUCACUGAGUACGGAAAAUGGAUGGACGGCUGGGAGACGAGGAGGAAAAGAAGACCUGGUCAUGACUGGUGCAUCAUCCAGUUGGGUGUGCCUGGUAUCAUCCACGGCCUGGAUGUGGACACGUCCUUCUUUACCGGAAACUACUCGCCCUUCGUCUCUGUUCAGGCUGCGUCUCUGGGUAUAGGUGAGGCCCCGACACUGGCCCUGGAGGGGGACCGCAUAGGCAAGGCUGCUUCAGAGAGUCAGUUUCAAGCAGUUGCUAUGUUGCACUCUGAACUGUGGGAGGAGCUCAUUCCUGUGACGGAGCUGAAACCUGGCUACUAUGACACCUGUCACAACUAUUUCUCCACCACCUACCCCAGCAGGGUGACCCACCUGCGGCUCAACAUGUACCCAGAUGGGGGGAUUGCUCGACUGAGGGUCUAUGGCGUUGGCCAGAAAGACUGGUCUUGUGUGACCACAAAGGAUGAAGUGGACCUGGUGGCUCUGGUCAAUGGUGGGGUCUGUCUGGGCUACAGCGACGCCCACUAUGGUCACCCACGGAAUAUGAUUGGCUUGGGUAGAUCUGCCAACAUGGGUGAUGGAUGGGAGACGGCCCGUCGCCUGGACAGACCCAAAAUCCUGGAGGUGGAUGUGAAUGGCAUCCUACAGGUACCAGGUUACGAGUGGGCCGUUCUCAGAUUAGGACAUCCUGGAGUGAUCAGCCAAAUUGAGAUAGACACCAACCACUUCAAAGGAAACUUCCCUGACUCCUGUAAGAUCGAAGCAUGCCUUCUGACCCCUGAGGAGGAGAGGGAGUAUAUAAGUGGCAGGUGGAGCAGCGAUCCAGGAAAGAAAUGGCGGGUGAUCCUGCCCCCUCAAAAACUCAAGGCCCAUCACAGGCACUUCUAUUCUGGUGACCUGCUGGCGCUUUCUGGGCCGGUCAGUCACAUGCGCUUGGUCAUCGCCCCAGAUGGAGGGGUCAGCAGACUUAGACUCUGGGGACGUCCGACCUCCACAAGACACACUUCCUAAUUGUGAUCUUUUUUUGGGCUAAGUUAUUGUAUACAGUUUGGUGAGGUCAUUGUGUAAACUGAAUUAAAAUGUUAAGUAGUCUGCUGUAGGUUACAUCUCGUAAUAGACCUUCAUUGGAAAAUGUACAACUGGGUCUAAGAAUAUGCACCAUACUUUAUAACCUUUAUUGAAUGAUAUCCAUUAAAGAUGUUUGGAAUUGUUGUGA